AGCCCAAAACUGGAGCCCACUUUCACCCAACCUAACGCACCCAGUCCAGUAUAGCAUCGUGCGCCGCUGAAGACAGACGGAGAGAUGUCGGAGAAAGAGAAAGAUGUCGUGGUGACAGAGAAAGUGGUAUCGGAAGCCGAUGAACUGCCAAAGACUAUCGUGCGCCGGGUAGUGAAGGAUAAGCUAUCACAGCUCUCUAAGGAUUCCGAUGUCAACGUUCUCCGCGAGUCUCUUCAGGGCUUCUGCGAAAGCGCACGAAUUUUUAUCCAUUUCCUCUCCGCUACAGCCAGUGAUGUAUGUAAGGAGUCAAAGAGGCAAAUAAUCAACGCAGAAGAUGUAUUCAAGGCACUGGAGGAGAUUGAAUUUGCGGAGUUUGUCGCCCCGCUGAGAACUUCUCUUGAAGAAUUUAGGCGCAAGAAUGCUAAAAGGAAGUCGGAGUCAUUGAAGGCAAAGGAGAUGAACAAAAAAGGUAAAAUGAAAGAGCCACCUGUAACAAAUGGAGGUGGAAGUGAAGAAGAAGAUGAAGAUGAAAGCAGUGAAGAAUAGGUCGACUGUAACACACCAAGCGUUGGGCAAAAUGUCCGUUGUAGUUCCACAGAUGCUCUAGUUAGGUGAUAAAGAUGUAAGCAUAUAUUGACAAAAUAUGUUGGCUUAUCGUCCUUUUUAUGAAUAGUCUUACCCGUGUCGGUUUACCUCUAUAUAGUCGACUUGGAUGUACCUGUAACUAUCUUGUGGCUGUCUGAUUAAUGCUGUAAUUCCUUAUCCUAAAAUGGUGUUUUUGUGCUGA
Molecule: messenger RNA, 787 nt
Organism: Olea europaea var. sylvestris
Lineage: Eukaryota; Viridiplantae; Streptophyta; Magnoliopsida; Lamiales; Oleaceae
Product: DNA polymerase epsilon subunit 3-like
Exons: 3
Coding region: 85-546 (153 amino acids)
Biological process (GO): heterochromatin formation; leading strand elongation; DNA damage response
Cellular component (GO): epsilon DNA polymerase complex; CHRAC
Molecular function (GO): chromatin DNA binding; protein heterodimerization activity
Source: RefSeq, a predicted model, not a curated record